CAGCCACCGUACAUGUACAUGUACACGAAAGCUGCAGUGAGAGCGCACGGCUUUCCACGCUAGGACACCCAGCAGACACACCAUGGCGUCCGCGCAGGCUUGCACUCCCUUUAUAUACGCUUUUAUUUAUUGCUUGCUGUUUGCUGAGGUGUUUUGUGAUGGCGACGCAGAGGACGAGCACGCAAAGCACACUUACACGGUGGAAAUGUUCAAUGAGGCAGUGCCCACCGCACCGCACUUUGUCAUGUUUUACGCCCCGUGGUGCGGCCAUUGUAAAAGGUUGCAGCCAACGUGGAAUGAAUUAGCAGAUAAAUACAACGGUAUGGAUGAACCCCCGGCCUAUGUGGUCAAGGUGGACUGUGUCCAAGACACCAAGUUCUGCUCCAAUGAGCACGGCGUCAGGGGCUACCCCACGCUGAAGUUCUUUAAACCAGAGCAGGAAGCAGUCAAGUACCAAGGGCCAAGGACUCUGGAGAGUCUGGAGAACUGGAUGCUGAAGAUGCUCGAGGCAGAGCCUUCUGAUCCAGAGGUGGAACCGGAGCCAGCGACUCCUCCGGUGGCCAAGGACGGCCUCUAUGAGCUCACCGCUGCCAACUUUAAGGAACACGUUUCCAAAGGUGCACAUUUUGUCAAGUUCUACGCCCCGUGGUGCGGCCACUGUAAAGCCCUGGCUCCAACCUGGGAGCAGCUGGCUUCCACCUUGGAGAACUCUGAUGAAAUCAAAAUAGGAAAGUUGGACUGCACACAGCACUACGAAGUGUGUUCUACCUUCAAAGUGCGUGGGUAUCCCACUCUGCUCUUCUUCAAUGGAGGUGAAAAGAUAAGCGUCCAACAAUACAAAGGAAAGAGAGACUUUGACACACUGAAAAAGUACGUGGAGGACCAACUGCAGGCUGCCAAGCAGGAGGCAGAAGCCAAGGAAGAACCCGAGGAGGAGCCCAAGGAAGAGCCUAAGGAGGAGGCCAAUGAAGAAGCUAAGGAGCAAGCCGAUGUAGAGUCCAACGUCUUGAUCCUGACAGAGGAAAACUUUGAAGAGAGCAUCGCCAAAGGCAUCACCUUUGUGAAAUUCUUUGCGCCAUGGUGUGGCCACUGCUUAAGGCUCGCUCCAGUCUGGGAGGAUCUCUCCAACAAGGACUUUGCUGGUCUCACAGACGUCAAGGUUGCCAAAGUGGACUGCACUGUGGAGCGCACCCUCUGCAACAAGUACUCUGUUCAAGGGUACCCCACCCUGAUUAUCUUCCGUGCAGGGAAGCAAGGGAACGAGUACAACGGCAGUCGGGACCUGGAGAGCCUGCACAGCUUCGUGCUGCAGCAGGCAAGGGACGAGCUGUAAGGAUGCGAUGGCUCCGCCCACACAGCAUUUUGUGGCCUCUGCAUGUCCUGCACCAGCCUAACCCUUUCGGUUCAGGGGUGUCUCGGGUAUGUGAAUGUAUUUUUCAUUGAUCCACUAAAGCGGGGGCGGGGGGUUUCCAAACCACUUCAAGCUUCUGACUUGGGUUCUGUAUUCUUCCACUUGUAUCCAUGGGGUCUGUUCUACAUAAGCCAUUCAUUGAUGAUGCGGUACUCAGAAGGCUCGUGAAGCAGCCAUACCUCUUUUUCGGACUUCUCAGGGACACGCCCCCACUCAGCUUCUAGGCCUGGACCAAUGCUGCCAUAUUGCCAUUAUGUAACAUUCUACGUUUUAAAAGGACGUGUUUUCUGUUGCUCAGUGGGGUCAAAGCACUGAACUAGCGACGAGUGUUUCUCCGUAUUUACACAGCGGGUAGAUGAGAUUUGAUGCACACCGGCUACAAACACACAGCAGUUUCGUUAGUGACUCUUUACAAGGAAGUCCAGUGACACUUUUUUCUUGUUUUUUUCCUCCCCCCACUCGUGGGUUGUGCACCGCCCAUGGAUUUGUACAAAAAAAAUAAUGGCAAAUUGUAACAUUUCAUAAUAAAAACUCCAAAAUAGGUUUUGUUCUCAUCUUUUAUAGUAAGGUGUAAUUUAUUUUUCUUAAUAAAAGGUGCAAUAAAUAAACAGAAUGUACAAGUAUUUACACAAAAACAGUCUAAACAUGAUCACAAAUGUAAACAGCAGCUUACCAGAGGUAUAUUUUGUAUUUGCUAGUCGGCACAAAAGGUAUUUAGAUUAUUAUUAUUAUUGCUAUUAGACUUUGUUCCACAGUAACCUUGCUGAAAAAGCAAAAAGAUGUUUGGAGCAUGUCAGACGUAUAAAGAUGUAUUAUUUGCGUGUUUGGACCAGAACAUCACAUUUAGCCGCAACAUGCAUCAUGUUGAACGUGCAAAUAUUGACAGGGAGGCUGCUAAAAUAGCCUGCGGACACUUGGGGUUUUAGUCUGUGUCAUAUUUUGGGAGUGUAAAUAUGACUUGAAGCAAACACAGCAGGGAAACGGAACAACAAAAAAAAACAUUUAACUGCAAAUUAGCAUCAAUUUCACUUGUUGAACAGAAUUAAUUUGAUUGCCUCGGUCAACUCACCAGAAUCAGAGGUGAUCUUGUCCAAUUCCUGAGAGCGGGAUCGUCUUCUGGAUGGACUUUGUGCUCAUAAGACCUGAUAAGAACUUUAUGGCCACUGGGAGAUGAACGUGUCAUAAGAUGAAAUGACCACUUUCACUACGCCCUAAGUGAGAAUGAUGGGAAAGGUGCCUCAUUAACAGACGUCCAUGAAGUACACAUUCCACAUGGAGACCACGGCCCCCAUUAAAUGCUUGCUUUCCAACUAUCCAAGUUGGACUUGAGAUUACUGCAGUGUCUCCUUGAGGCCAUCGGGAGGGUCAGUGGCACCCACAGGCCCGCACCACCAUGUUCUUAUAUUUCUUCAAAAUAACGUUGGAGUUGUCGUCAAAGUAGAGCACUGAGAUGGCGUGGAGCUUGGUGGGGGCGCAGCAGGGCUUGGGGACGUUCUCAGGGUUCAUCAGGUGCACCUGAAAGAAGAGCGUGGUCAUGCGAUGAUGAGAAGGUGGAUCAUCGUUGGCAUGCAUAGUGGACGAUACAUGUUUGGUCUUACCAGCGUCUGCACGAUGGCAUGGUUGGUGGCGUUCAUGUGGGCGUUGAGGGGGAAGGAGCACUCUCCGUCGCAGUAGUUGGCGGCGUAGCCUUCGGGAGCGAUGAUCCAGUCCUAAAAAGGAACACACGAGAAGAGUCAUGACGGAAAAUAACCUUCAGAAAUUACACAUGAAUGCUGAAAAAUGAAAGUGACUGAAUUCAAAUAAGACUUUUAACAUCCCAAUAUGUCAUAGCAGUAAUAAUAUUGUUGCCCCCUAGUGGUUGUACAUAGCAUAAUGGACCUACAGCUGCUGUUUUGAGAUCUUCUGCUAAAACAUCAGUCAAAGAUCAUCUACAGGACAGGAGUGCUCUCCUAUUCUGAAGAACCUACUGCAAAAACACCACUCAAAGAUCCUUAAAUGACAGGAGCGCUCUGCUGUUUUUAGGACCUACUUGCAACAGAGCUAAUCAAAGAUCCUCUAAAUGUCACAACUUGAAGGUACGUCACUUUUGAAUGACGUACCGCAAAAAUGCUAGCCGUAGACCGUCAAAGAUCACCUAUAAGACAGGAGUGUGCUCUUCAGUUUUUAAUGAUCUGUGAAAAUGCUUGUCAGAGCUCCUCUAUAAGAGACAGAAGUGAUCUCUAUUUAGGACCGACCGCAAAAAAGCUAGUCAAAGAUCCUCUAAAUGGGACAAGAGCGCACUUCACUUUUGAAUCUAGUCCAAGAUCAUGGUUUCAGGUUCGGUUCGGUUUUGAACCAUCUACUGCAUGAAAAAAAGCUAGUCAAAGAUCCUCUAUGUGACAGGAGCUAUUUUCUGUUUUUUACUAUUGCAAAAAAAAAGGCUAGUCAAAGAUCCUCUAUACGACAUGAGCUUUCUCCAAUUCUGAAGGACCUACUGCAAAAACGGUAGUCAAAGAUCUUCUACAUUUGACAGGAGCACUCUUCAGUUCUGAACACUGACUGCAUAAAGGCGAGUCAAAGAUCCUCUACGUGUGUCACGUAGUGUCAUGAGUGUUCUAUUAUGGAGGACCUGCUGCAAAAAAGCUAGUCAAAGAUUGUCGAUAUUUAACAGGAGCACUCUUGUGUUUUGCACUGUAAAACUGCUAUUCAAAGAUCCUGUAUUGUAGAAGGCAAAUGUUGGGUACCUGCCAGCCCAGCUCUCGAAAGCUGACGUAGAGUUCGUGUCUUCUGCAGGCCGUCUUCUGAUCGCUGCUGUUGUAGUCUGGGGGGAGGAGAAAGAGGAGCAUAAAUGGAGGUGUUUGUGUUGUUGUUGCAAGAACGAGUGAGUGAGUGAAGGUGACGCAGUCCAAGCUAAGGUCAUGCAAUACACGCGGGUGUGGAUGCAGUGAAGGCGUAGAUGAUUACACUGUGCUGCUCCUGAACGCACCACCGAUUGAGUUCAUCAGCAUUCAAAUAUUACGUUGGCUGCAGCACAAGAGGUGACGCAACCAAAACGCUUCCUCCUCCUCCUCCUAGUGUGGUUUGCUCUUAAUGAUCCUAACCGAGUCCACUUUGCUGCGUCUGAGCAGCAGGGGAGGUGGGCGGGGUCGGGGCCAGGUAUUGGAGUCGAGGAGGUCAUUGCUGGCGUGCGUCACCUUGCUGAAGUCAGGACGGCGACGCCGACUUUCCACUGACGCCUUCCAGCGUUCUUUCACUGAGAGGCUUCAUGGUGAGCACGCAGCGCUCUGGUGGAGACAAUGGCAGGAAGAAAACGGGGGCCGUGGCGCCGCUUUCAGUCCUGCUUUUGACCCAGGUGGGCAUCACAGCCGCCUUUUCCACUGUCAAAUCUAUAUUCUAACUGGGGGUGGUGGUCAGCGCCUUGUUUGGACCGCUGGCCUUGAAUGCAACACAACAAAAGGCAAACAAACAUGUCACGCUACUUCAUGCUUGUGUGCCACGUUACACAAAAACAAGCUUUUGGGAUACAGUCCACUUGCAAUGGGGCAGUGACCCAGCAGAUACUAGCAUCAAAUAUUUUUUUUUUUUUUAGCAUUUUUAGGCUUUUUAAAAACAUGUAUUUACAAUUUUUAUUUUUAGAAAGCAUCCUUUGAUUUGUCAAUGUUGAAAAUAAAAAGUUUAUAAUUUACUGUACCUAACCUGCAAGAGGAUGGGACGUUAAGGAGGUUGCCUACAGCCACAGCUGUCAAUGCAAUUGUUUUGAACUUGCAGUUAAUUACUAAUUGGAGGUUCUUUGCUUUUGUCGCCCACACACCCGGCGACUAUAGGAGUCCGUGUGGUGAAAUAGGGGUGUGAAUUGGCAUAGAGAUUUAAUAAAUAUAUUUAUAUUUCCAGCCUCAUUUGUAUUCUUCCCGAGUUCCUUCCUCUAUGCAAAACAUGGGGUUUCUGAAUGACCAUUGAAUGCGUCUUAGGUGACAUACAGUAUGCUGCAUUCAAGGACAGAGGAAAGAACCUGAUGUGAACUUGGAGGCUUUUAAAAUCCCACGUUAGCGGGAAGGUGAGACUUUUUAUGGAGUUGAUGUAUGAGUCGUGACGAGGUCAAGCUGUUCUCGCGCGCGAGUAGGACAAUCCCAACACAACAAGGGUCAAAAACACUUCAAAAGAAGCAGUCCAAAUUGCAGCAGAUGGCAAAAUCGGACAAAUCAGUUGUCAGUCAGUAGCAAAGAGUAGCAGCAAGAAGCCGUCAGUGAGUGGAGUGUUUUGGCGGAAUAAAGCUGAUAUUUACAGUGGGCUUUCAUUGAGUGUAAAAGGCGCAGAUUUGCGGUGCCCAUAAACCACGUCUCCCCCCUUCCUGCCAGUAAAAAUUUAACGCCGCACAGCUACUGCCGAGCUCCGUCUCCCGUGAGCCCUCCAUUCAUUGCUUUUUCCUUUACCUAACCGACAGCAAGCGCUGGAAAGAAAGCGUGUAAUAUUCAUCUUUAGCAAGACACAGCAAGCGUGACAGAAGCAGCUUUAAAGGCCUCAUUUACUGGCAUUUACUUGUUUUCAUCAACCUUUCAACAACUUGCUCAAGCACGUAGUCACCAUGCAUUUGGACAAUUCUGUACAAUUAACAAUUUUGCCUCAAAAGUUGCAUUUUUUUUUUUUGUACAUAUACGAUUUUACAAAAAUAAUGCCAGCAUACCUAAAAAAAAAAAAAAAAAAAAAAAAAACACCACUAGGUGGCAGUAUCGCACCAUCUUCAAAGGGUGAGUAGUUUUACUUUAUUUCAGUUUUAUUGUACUGGACUCUACCAACUUCCCCUCACACGCUUAUGACAGUACGGAAUUUUAGAACGCUGCCUGGACCGUUGAAAUACUUGUUCAAUGUUGCUGCCAAUCAUAAGAGAAUACCUUGAAAUGUUUUGGAAUAUUUUUCUAUGUUCAAUUUGAACAAGCUGUGUCGCUAUGCAAACUUUUACGGUCCUGUUUGAUUUUUUUUUUUUUUUUUAAGUUUUCUUUAACAUUUUUAAAAGUUUACAUAGCAGCAUAUUUAGAAAAAUUUAAGUUAAUAAAUUGAAAAAACAAUUAGAGAAAUUACAGUACUGUGACUUAUUUUUUUAACCCUUUAAAAGUUAACAU
This is a messenger RNA of Dunckerocampus dactyliophorus (ringed pipefish), 6507 nucleotides long. RefSeq names its product thioredoxin domain containing 5 (gene txndc5). The record is from RefSeq and is a predicted model, not a curated record. The transcript has 10 exons. The coding region runs from base 83 to 1333 and encodes 416 amino acids. Gene Ontology annotation, biological process: protein folding. Lineage: Eukaryota; Metazoa; Chordata; Actinopteri; Syngnathiformes; Syngnathidae. Gene Ontology annotation, molecular function: protein disulfide isomerase activity. Gene Ontology annotation, cellular component: endoplasmic reticulum.